This is a messenger RNA of Phacochoerus africanus (Common warthog), 2269 nucleotides long. It is a transcript of the gene ZBTB25, whose product is annotated as zinc finger and BTB domain containing 25. The transcript is spliced from 5 exons. The coding region runs from base 297 to 1667 and encodes 456 amino acids. Gene Ontology annotation, biological process: regulation of transcription by RNA polymerase II. The record is from RefSeq and is a predicted model, not a curated record. NCBI's taxonomy places the organism in Eukaryota, Metazoa, Chordata, Mammalia, Artiodactyla, Suidae. Gene Ontology annotation, cellular component: nucleus. Gene Ontology annotation, molecular function: DNA-binding transcription factor activity, RNA polymerase II-specific; RNA polymerase II cis-regulatory region sequence-specific DNA binding; protein binding.
AGCUGGGGAGGGGGUGUUUUUGGUCUGUUUGAGAUGUCAGGGCACCGAAGGAAAAUGGCAACCGCGAGUGAGAGCUGGGCCAAGGAUAUCCAGAGCGGUCCUUCGCUGCCCGCAGCACGCAGCUGUUAGGGCCUGACGCAGGGCGGGGGCGUGCGGGGGCGCAGCAACGACUCCGAGCUCUUAUAGCUGCGGGCCCGACUGCGACCCCGCCCGGAAAGCCCCGACCCGCCUGCGGCAUUCGUCAGGCAGCAGCGACCCCGGCACCUCUCUCAAGUGGGCGGUUCUCCAGAGCCACAAUGGACACAGCUAGCCAUAGCCUUGUCCUUCUGCAGCAGCUAAACAUGCAACGAGAAUUUGGUUUUCUGUGUGAUUGCACCGUUGCUAUUGGAGAUGUCUACUUCAAAGCCCACAGAGCAGUGCUUGCUGCUUUUUCUAACUAUUUUAAGAUGAUAUUUAUUCACCAAACAAGUGAAUGCAUAAAAAUACAGCCAACUGACAUCCAACCUGACAUAUUCAGCUAUUUGUUGCACAUUAUGUACACUGGGAAAGGGCCAAAACAGAUUGUGGAUCAUGGUCGUUUGGAGGAAGGGAUUCGAUUUCUUCAUGCCGACUACCUUUCUCACAUUGCAACUGAAAUGAAUCAAGUGUUCUCACCAGAGACUGUGCAGUCCUCAAAUUUAUAUGGCAUUCAGAUCUCAACGACCCAAAAAACAGCUGUCAAACAAGGGCUGGAGGUCAAGGAAGCUCCUUCUAAUAACAGUGGAAACAGAGCUGCUGUCCAGGGUGACCAUCCCCAGUUGCAGCUCUCUCUUGCAAUUGGGCUGGAUGAUGGCACUGCAGACCAGCAGAGGGCCCAUCCUGCCACCCCGGCCUUGGAGGAGCACCAGAAGCCCCCAGUGUCCAUCAAGCAGGAGAGAUGUGAUCCAGAAUCUGUGAUCUCCCAGAGCCAUCCCUCACCCUCAUCAGAGAUGACAGGCCCCACUUUCACUGAAAGCGGUAUCAAAAUACACUUAUGCCAUUACUGUGGGGAACGGUUUGAUUCUCGUAGUAAUCUAAGACAACAUCUCCAUACCCACGUGUCCGGAUCCCUCCCAUUUGGUGUCCCUGCUUCCAUUCUGGAAAGUAAUGACCUUGGUGAAGUGCAUCCACUUAAUGAAAAUAGCCAAGCUCUUGAGUGCCGUAGGCUCAGCUCCUUUAUUGUCAAGGAAAAUGAGCAGCAGCCUGACCACUCAAGCCGGAGUACCACAGAGCCUUUGCAGAUCAGUCAAGUGUCUUUGAUCUCCAAAGACACAGAGCCAGUAGAAUUAAACUGUAAUUUUUCUUUUUCAAGGAAAAGAAAAAUCAGCUGUACCAUCUGUGGUCAUAAAUUUCUCCGAAAGAGCCAGUUGCUGGAACAUAUGUAUACACACAAAGCAAUGUCUGCCAAAUGUUGUCUUCCUAGUGUUGAGCCAACAUUUCUAGGGCCUGUUCAUAGACCUGAAAACAAUGCCCAGCAUUUACAUCAUGGCUGUGUAAACACUGUUCGAUGCCAGACCGAUCAUGAGCCAGGAGGACCUUUCCAAGGUCACACAUGUCUCUUCAACACUGCUCCUCCAGCAUCAAGCACAUCGUCUCUGCUUUGUAAGCAGAGUGGCUUCCAUGAGCAACUUAUCCUUACAGUUGCCUAGAUGAUGCCUGUGGUUUGCAUCCACCCGGACUUCUACUUCCUUAACGUGAGAGCUUUUGUUUUGCAUUAUUACAUUUCGACACCUCUGUCUUCCCAGCUCUCUCCAGUCUUUCUCAGUACCUCUUCUUCCUCCUGUUCCAUGUUGGAUUUGUAACUCUGGGUCACUUGCAGUUGUCAGGACUCUAGUGACAGUUUUCCUGAAAAACCAUGACUUCCUUUUUCUUGGUUUGGUCCUUGUUUUGCUGGAGUACAUUGCUAAAUCUCUUCCUGGGAAGAGAUGUGAGAGUGGCAAGCCUAUACAUGCCUGAAAACAUCUGGAUAGGUUUGGUGGGGUGUAAAUACAAGUGGAAAGUCAUCUUUCCCUGUGAACUUGGAGGGCAUUCCUCCAUUGUCUAAAAGUCUCUUACAGCUGCUAAGAAGACAGUUCAGUCUAAUUCUCUCUCUCUCUCUCUUUUUUUUCCAUAGGCAAGUCAUUUUUUUCUUCUCUGGAGAAGGAUUUUCAUCAUGGAUGGUUUUGAAAUUUUACCUGCUAUAUCCAGGGGUGGCUCAUUCAUUAUGAUGAGUACUUGGGGGCCCUUCACUUAAGAGUCCAAGAACUCCUGA